Molecule: messenger RNA, 1652 nt
Organism: Heterobilharzia americana
Lineage: Eukaryota; Metazoa; Platyhelminthes; Trematoda; Strigeidida; Schistosomatidae
Source: the annotation of a GenBank genome assembly
AUGAAUCCAUAUACUAUAUCACCUCUGAAUUUGAAUGUAUAUGUAGUUGGAGACGUUGGACAUCCUAAGGCGAAGGUUGUUCGUAUUGUACAUAUCUCAGAUACAAGAGGAGCACAUGAUGCCUUUACUGAAAAUAUUCCUCGAGGUCAUAUCCUAAUACAUUCUGGAGAUUUUACAUCACAUCCACCUUCGCUCAGUCUCCGUCUUGCAACAUGGUGUAGCAGCAUUACUGGUAGAAUUCCUCGAUUCAAGAAGCGUCAUUCAUUACCACCUAACAACUGGCAACAGAAAAUCAAAGAAAUUGACAAUUUUUUUGCCCAACAACCUCAUGAUUUUAAAAUAUUUGUCCCUGGCUGUUGGGAAACAUGGUAUUCAGAUUCAUCUAGUGAUUAUCCCACUCCUGAGAAAAUUCAGUCUCACCUUACGUCAGCCAUUUAUCUUGAAGAUUCAUGGUGUCAAGUAUUUGGAUUAACAAUUUAUGGAGUCCCUUGGACUGCAGCUGAUGAUUUAAGACCGGAAGAUGGAGCAUUUGUACAAAAACACUUUAGUCAUCGAAAAUUGAAACUAAACUCUUCAGCUAGUCAUCAGAGAAUAUCUGAAUCCAAUAAUGAUCAGCCGUCAUCAAAACAUGCAGCUAAUAUUCUUACCUCAUGUCGAUCUAAGGGCUUUGUUUUGCCCAGCAUUGAAGAUGUCUCUAAACGGUGGCUUCAUAUUCCAAAUAAUACAGAUAUAGUUGUAACUCACAUGCCUGCUUGGCGUCCAGAACUGUAUCCUCACAUUGCUGACCGUGUAAAACCAGUUUUACAUCUGUGUGGUCAUGAUUUCGCUGGCUAUGGAGUCAUGUGGAAAAAAGGAACACUCUUCUGUAAUGCAGCUUUGCAGUUGACUUCAACAUUUCCAGCCACUGGCUUACCACGACAUCAUUCCAGAAAAUUAGCCAAACAUACUACUAGCCACCAAUCAGACUACAACUUAGCUAAACAUAGUUCAGAUAAUUCCGUUGUAUUCAGUGAAUACCCCAACUCAUUCGGAGAUUUCCAAGAACCUCCAAUGUACAUAGCCAAACCAAAUGGUCGACCUCGACCACCAAGAUGGCAACGUGGAUUACCUAAACACUUGUCACGUUUAUUUUCAAGUAAUCAAAGUUCUAUUGGUUGCUCUUUUUUUCGUCGAACACAAGCAUCUAGUUCAUCUGUUGUGGUUUCACCAACACAGAGUUCAAAGGCUGCUGUUGCUCAUACCAGUGCCGAUUUUGGAUUUAUUUAUGAUCCAGAUAUGCGUGCAGGAAUUGGAGCAAUGGCUAUUAACGAUCCGAUGUGUAGUAGUGGCACAAGUAUGGGAUAUACUGUUGGUGGAACUGGUCUGUCAGGAAGUAAUGUAUGCUCUUCUGCAUGUCGACGGAGUCCAAUCGUUGUGGAUGUUUAUGUUGUUAAUGAUGAUCAAAGUGUCAUACUUCCACCAUACGCUACAUCUAACUUAGUCACUGAAGACCACAAAACUAUCGACUAAUCACAAUCUCCUAACAUUAGGCAUUCAAUGUAACAAAUUUCUUUGUGAAAUCAUAAAAUGAGCUUCAAGAAUUUCACAGUCUACAGAUUACACUACAUGUUUUUGAAUAAUUUCUAUUAGGAAGGUAUUAACAAACCACUGAC